Bombina bombina (fire-bellied toad) is the source of this 676-nucleotide messenger RNA. RefSeq names its product DNA-directed RNA polymerase II subunit RPB11-a. Gene Ontology annotation, molecular function: protein dimerization activity; DNA binding. The coding region runs from base 143 to 496 and encodes 117 amino acids. Gene Ontology annotation, cellular component: RNA polymerase II, core complex. The transcript has 4 exons. Lineage: Eukaryota; Metazoa; Chordata; Amphibia; Anura; Bombinatoridae. Gene Ontology annotation, biological process: transcription by RNA polymerase II. The record is from RefSeq and is a predicted model, not a curated record.
AAACUGGCGAUGGUAUUCUAAUAUGAGACGGAAGUGGAUGUAACUGGGUACUGAGCGGUGUAAAGAAAGUGACGAUUAAUAUGAGCGACAGUUUAGCGUGUUUACUGGUUGAAAGGGAGGCGUAAAUACAUUUUAUUGCAAAAUGAACGCGCCGCCAGCAUUCGAGUCAUUCUUGUUGUUCGAGGGCGAGAAAAAGAUAACUAUUACAAAAGAUACCAAAGUACCCAAUGCCUGUUUAUUUACUAUAAACAAAGAAGACCACACAAUUGGAAAUAUCAUUAAAUCACAGCUGCUGAAGGAUCCCCAAGUUCUAUUUGCUGGAUACAAAGUUCCCCAUCCUUUGGAGCAUAAGAUUAUUAUAAGAGUUCAGACAACCCCAGACUACAGCCCACAGGAGGCUUUUACCAAUGCAAUUACAGACUUGAUAAGCGAACUGUCUCUUCUUGAGGAAAGAUUUAGAGUUGCUAUUAAAGACAAACAAGAAGGAAUUGAAUGAAUAAAUGGCUGGAAUUAAUUUGCACACUGGAACCCAUGGUGUUUUUGUUGUUUAGUAGCAGUCACAGUACCCUUUUUUUUUUUUUUUAAGGGAGGAUAUAUGUAAACGACGAGAUUCUUUUUCACCUUGAUCUGUAUAGACCAUUUUUUUUAAAUAAAAAAAUAAAUUGCUUAAUCAUGA